AUGGCCACCAGGGGGCCUCAGUCCCUCUCAGGGACAGUCAGCUCUGAGUUUGUCUUCACCCUGAACCCUCCAGCUCCUGUCAAGCUGUCCCACCCUGCCUCCUCUCCCUCUUCCACUUUUGCUGUUGCUCCCCAUUCUCCUCCCUCCUGGCCCCCAAAGACACACCUGGACUCCCAGUCAGCCUUCUCCCUCCAUGAGGGGCAGGGGGAGGUGCAGGGGGCCUUGGAUGCGGCCCCACAGCCUCUUCAUUUGGCUUUACCUGGGGACCUCAGGGACCUGAGACAGCAACACUACCAUGAUGCAUCAACAUUAACAGACCUUUGCUCAGACCUGCCGGAGCUUGAGAUAGUGAGCCUCCUAUCAGAGGGUCAGCCCAACUACACUCUGCGAGCAGACAGCGUGUUUGGAUACGACAAUGACGACUGGCUGCACACUCCUCUGCUGGGACCAGAGGUCGUUCUGGGACUCACACACGAGCAGAUUGAGGAGACCUUCAAGUACUUCUUGCUGUGCUCAGACAGGGUGGGCCAGGUCACCAAGACGUAUCAUGACAUCAAGGCGGUCACCCACCUACUGGAGGAGAAAGAGCGCGAUCUGGAGUUAGCAGCGCGGAUCGGCCAGUCCCUCCUGAAGCAGAACCAAGAACUGACCACACGUAAUGAAAUGCUGGACGAGCAGCUUGAAAUUGCAAAAGAAGAGAUUGCUCAACUUCGUCAUGAGCUCACGAUGCGAGACGACCUUCUUCAGUUCUACGCCAGCACUGAGGAGAUGGAGAACGCCGAAGCACACUCACUAAUGAAAAGGAAUAGCUCAUGCACUUCUCUCAGCAACUUCGUCCACUACGACUUCCUUCAGCAGAAACUGAAGGAUUUAGAGGACGAAAACCGCAAACUGCGAGUAGAGGCCAACGAUCUCACGACAGAAACAACAAACUACGAGGAGCAAGAGCAGGAGCUGAUGAUGGUGUGUGUGGAUGAGCUCACGUCUCUUAAUAAGCAGGUGGUCGACCUGUCUGAGGAGCUGGCACGGAAAGUAGAGGACUCUCUCCGACAACAGGAAGAGAUCAGCUCACUGCUCGCUCAGAUUGUUGACCUGCAGGCUCGAUGCAAAGGGGUCACAAACGAGAAUGAAGAGCUCAACCAGAACCUGAGUGCUUCCCGUGAAAGUCAACAAAAACUGAAAUCAGAGCUCAAGGACCUGCAGGACAAGUACUCCGAGUGUGAGGACAUGCUGCGUGAGGCCCGAGAGGACAUUAAAAACUUGAGGAAUAAAAGCCUUCCCAACAGUACGGUGCAGCGGUACACUGCGCUGGCCUCCGUCCUCCCAAUGGACUCGCUGGCUGCAGAGAUAGAGGGCACCUUCCGUAAAGGCCUGGACAACCCGGCUCCCUCAGAGUACAAGAACCACCCGUGGCGUGUGUUUGAAACAGUAAAGGUAGUGAACAAGGCUGUGAGGUUGCGGUCUCAGUGCCCCUCCCCGGGUCUGCCAGGAUCCAACCCUUUAUCCACUCGCUCCAGCUGUGCCAGCACCCCCCGAACCAGCUACUACGGUUCAGAUAAUAUCAGCAUCACUCUGGAGGACAAGCCCAGCUCCAACAGUACUCACAAAGAAGACAACAGUAUUAGUGGGCCAAAGCGUCUGGGCCAGCCAGGUACACCUGGAGGCCAAGACCUGGAAGCGGCCUUGCGAAACCUGUCAGCUCGCCAGCAGAACCACUCCUCAGAGCGGCCUUUCUUUGACGUGGAGCGGGAACGUAAACUUCAUGCCUUGGUAUCAAACUGCGAGGAGGGCGAAUGCUCCAGCGGCUUCCUGACCCCAAACGACAGCCUGGUCUCCAGCCCAGCAGCAUCGACGGGCACCAACUACUCCAACGGAAGCUCACGGCACUCCUGUGGCUCCUCAGGAGGAUCCAGAUCCUACCUGCCAGACCGCCUGCAGAUUGUCAAACCUCUGGAAGGCUCGGUGACUCUGCAUCAUUGGCAGCAGCUGGCCAAACCGAACCUUGGAGGCAUCCUGCAUCCACGCCCGGGCGUCCUGACUAAAGACUUCAGGGAGCUGGAGGUGGACUUGCAGCACAUCUACAGUCUGAACGACCUGGAGGAGGACGAGCCUGACCUGUCGCAGAUGUCUGGCGCUCACGGCAUGGUCUCUCCAUCCGGUCCAAACCUCCCUCAGACCUCUCCCACACAUACCAUAACCACCUGCCAAGUCCUCCAACCCUCCAUCCUCAUCCCCUCAUUCUCUACUAGCCUUCGCUCUUUCAGCAUGCCACCUUGUCGGAACUGUGAGCUCGUGAGCACUGCAUCGCCAUCUUACCCGCAGCACUUUGGCCCGGGAGGCCAGACCACCCCCACCAUCAUGACCACCACCACAAACAGCACCCCAUCACCACUUGGACUUGUGCAGCUGCUGCGAGAGCACGGCAUCUCAGCUUCUACUCAAGUCCAUCACAACCUGCGCUACAGCCAGAGCACCAAACCUUCAGGCUCAUCGUCGACAGACAAAGCUGGAGGCUCACGAUCAUCGGGCAGAGAGGGAAGAAGAAACAUUUUCAGUUGGAACUUGGUGGCAAAGCUUCAAAGUCUUGGUUUGCACAGAGUGGCAGCUUUGGGAAUGAAAGGACUUCACGAAGCAGAGAGAAAGACGGACGUCGUCUGAAGGUUUGAUGGGUGCUGUUCACACGUUAACUCCUCUCUCAUUCACCCGAGUGACUUUGAAUCAUGAUUCAGACGGAGCAGUCCAGGGAGCUCACAGCCACAUGAAGUCCUAGAGCCAUCAGUUAGGUUGUUUGUAGUGUACAGUAAUAUUAUUUUCUAUGAAUGUGUGUACAGUAGUUGUGUGUGCAUCUUCAUCUCAGGACAUCUCCUGAUCACCUGAUCAACACUUUAUUUGACCUUAAUAUGAUAUCUACCUGCUUUUUACACAAAGAAAAAAACAUCAUGAAGAAAAUCAUAUUUUUAUACUUUGUUUUGUGGUUUUCAUUUUACACACUACACCUGUAUGACCUGUUUUUCUUUUGUCUUUCAGUUUCCAAAGUGGAACAUUAGUUAUGUGUGUGUAUAUAACAAAGCAGUCACUUAGGAAAAAAAGAAAAGACUUAAUGCAGUAAGUUAUUGUUAUUUGAAAGCACGAAUGAAACCAAUGCUCUCACACUGAAGAACUUUGAAAUGCACUAAAGAACACUCCGGUCUUCCUGCUCAUAAGCUGCUUCAUCAAGAAAGGCACGUUGUAAAAAAAACAAAAAACUGUCAAGUUAAACACUUCAGAAGUUGAUUUAAAAAAAUAAAAAUAAAAGCAAUGCAAAGACACUGACUGAAACGUUUUGAUAUCCUGUAGCUGUUUGCUCUGCAGUUAAAUCACCUGCUUUCACAUGGUACAUGCUGUCAUGGCUGCAGUUUGACUCUGAAGCUGUUUGAGUCAUCGAACCUUGUGGAUUUCAUCCUGAGCCAGAACUCACCUUAAAUAAUCAGGUCUGCCACGCUGCAUCAAAGACUGUGGAUGUUAUUUUUUGUUGUUGUUUUUUUCACAUGUUUGUGAACUGUUCUUCUGAAAAUUUUGCUGUAUUCAAUGUCAUCAGGGAUUUUGAAAUCACUGGGAUAUCAAUGAACUCAAUUGUUUUGUGAAUUCUCCAUGACGUUAUUUAAAUGACAAGUAGAAGAGUGUUCAUUUUUAUAUAGACAGCAUUAUUCUUCAAAAUCACUGUCAAGCAAUCAUCCGUAGCAAAAAGGCAUAGGAAACUGUAGAUUAAAAAGGGAAGAAACCAUGAACACAGGUUGUAAUAAUCUGUGUUGUGACUUGAAUCAACCAAACCACACUGCACUGCUGUUUCUUCUGUGUUUGCAUCAAAGCUGUACAUAUGUAUGUGUACAAUUUUUACCACCUGUGGAUAAACUUUGCAUUUUCAUCGAA
Molecule: messenger RNA, 3909 nt
Organism: Labrus bergylta (ballan wrasse)
Lineage: Eukaryota; Metazoa; Chordata; Actinopteri; Labriformes; Labridae
Source: RefSeq, a predicted model, not a curated record